This is a messenger RNA of Nezara viridula (southern green stink bug), 1416 nucleotides long. Lineage: Eukaryota; Metazoa; Arthropoda; Insecta; Hemiptera; Pentatomidae. The record is from the annotation of a GenBank genome assembly.
CGUAUAUAUUGACUGCCAUCGUCGCUCGUGUCAGUUCGAACCAACAUGCUUCUCCACUAUUGUGUCUUCAUUUUUAUCCUUACGAAACUUGGUUGUUUCGGAGCACAAUGGCAGAUUCUGGAAGAUUUCAAACAAAAUGUAAGGAAAUACUUCAGAACAGGACAGGAUGUGAACAAAGUAAUUGACGACUUCAUCGCCAAGAAGAAGUACGAGUCCUUGGACUUCCUCUACAACAUCGAGCACACGCCGUACCUCGAGCGAAGUGAGCUGCGGCCAUUUUGUACCCAGGUCCACCUCCACCUCGAAGGUCUUCUGUAUUCCUUCAAAUCUGAUGUGGUGAAACUUGAGACUCCACUGCUCAACAUCAGGGUCGAAAUAGAGGACAGGCUGUCCGAUAUCAUCGCCUCGACGGACGUUUACCAGAAGUUGGCAGAUAACAAACAUCAACAAUGUCGGCCAGGGAACUACGUCUGCGAGGAACAGAUCAUCCACUGGCUGAAGGAGAAGGUGGAGAAGAUUCAGUGCAGGGUCGUCGCCAACUGCUGGCAGCUGGAGAGGAACCACUCUAUUGCUAGGAGGUCCGUCUCCGAUUGUGAAGAAUUCCAAUGCAAAAAUGGCGAAUGCAUACCAUUUGAUGACGUAUGCAAUGGUGAAAAAAACUGCACAGACGGUAGCGACGAAACCCCAGAGUGUUCAAGGUACUGCUUCAACGGCUUCCAUUGCCGGGACCUCCGCUGCAUCAACAAGACGCAGAUUUGCGACGGUACUUCAGACUGCGGCGAUGGUUCUGACGAAGAGUCUUGCAAAACGGCGGAAGUAGUAUACAGCGCUGACAACUGCAGCCUCGAGACCGGGAACUUCCUGUGCGGCAACAAGCGCUGCGUGCCGUUGAAGGAGGUCUGCGACAAGGAGGACGACUGCGGCGACUACUCGGACGAGAGCCGGCUGUGCGAGAUGAAGCGGCGGUGCGCGGGGGGCUGCACGGCGAGCGGGGGGGUGUGCCUGGUCGGUCCCAAGGGACCGCUCUGCCUCAGCCAGUGCCCGGAGGGGACCGAGGACGACUUCGGGACCUGUCGGCCGGGACCGCAGCGGUCCCUCGACAGCCUCGACGGCCUCUUCGAGCGGGUCCCGUACCUCUUCGAGCGCUACGUCGGCGCCCUGGCGCUCCUCAAGAAGCAGCUCAUCUCCGAUCUGGAGAAGGCCUUCCUCUCCUGCCAGGCGUCUCUCACCGAAGUCAGGUCGUUCAGGGAUAUCAGGCAUCCUAGAUAUAUUUCACAGGUCUCUCAUUGAGGUGAGGUCACUCAGAGAUUUAAUAUAUCAGAGAAAAUAAUAUCUAUAUCUAUUGUAUUGAAAUAAAGUAUUAUGUAUUUCGUUGAUUGUUCAGAACGCCUAUUUUUAUUUAAUAAAAACAUUUCC